CUCCCAGGCCGUUAACGGCGGCGCGGCGGGGCAGCGGCUUCAAAACAAAGGGCAGGCGGCCCGGGGGCGGCGGCGGCGGCGGCGGCGGACAUGUCUCGCGCGCAGCUGGAGAGGCAACGGCCGCAGCGCGUCCCGGGCCGCGCCGGGGCCGCCGGAGAGCCGCGCCCGCGCUGAGCGAGGCCGGGCCGAUGGGCGCUGCGGGCUGGGGCGCGGACCGGCGGGCGGCGGAGAGAAACUUCUGGAAUCCAGAAUGUUGUUUUUGGCCUAAGAACUUACCCCACACUAACAUCUUUGUGGGGUGGUGGCUGCUCCCCAAACCCCGGGGACACAGCGGCUGCAGUAGAAGUGAGGCACGUGAUGCAUUGCACCUCAGGUACAAAGUUACUCCUUCACCAUGGACCACCCCAGCCCAAACCCCUCCAGCCUCAUCAGUUCUUCACAAACUUAUUGAUUCCUUGUCUAAAAGGUUGUGGCGUUUUUCUCUCACCCCAGCUGUGUGGACAGAGCCACACGCCCUCCGAACAACAACGGCUCUUGCGUGCAUGUUCCAGUGUUUCUUCUGUCAGAGAGCCCAGCAGAGCUGCAGCUCCUCCCGUGCCAGCCCUGAGCUGAGCCAGGAGUGCCCAGCGGAGAUGGUGAAAAUGACAAGGUCCAAAACUUUCCAAGCGUAUCUGCCAAACUGCCACCGAACGUACAGUUGUGUCCACUGCAGGGCCCACCUGGCCAAUCACGAUGAGCUGAUCUCCAAGUCCUUUCAGGGAAGUCAGGGACGAGCCUACCUCUUCAACUCAGUGGUGAACGUGGGCUGCGGCCCUGCGGAGGAGCGGGUCCUUCUCACCGGCCUGCAUGCCGUGGCGGACAUCUACUGUGAGAACUGCAAGACCACACUCGGGUGGAAAUACGAACACGCCUUUGAGAGCAGUCAGAAAUAUAAGGAAGGAAAAUUUAUCAUUGAGCUUGCUCACAUGAUCAAAGACAAUGGUUGGGAGUAAAGUGAAAACUUCCUGUUCUCUUUUGAAUACGAUUUUGUGAAAAAGACGGUAAAAGUAAUGGAAACAUAGGCACAUCUGAUGGCAGUGUUUCUUGAACUCGAGCCUCACAGGCGGCCUCUCCAGGCCAAUCCCCUGGGUAAGGCGUCCCUCUGAUCUGUGUCUUCGUCAAUAACACGGUUAUUUCUGAAAAGUUUCAAUGCCCUUUUUCUAAUUUCUCAAGAUGUAGAGAAAAGACCUAACCAACUGGUGACUUAUCCAUCCAGCUAACACCUUCUUUAACCAAUGCCUUUAAGAUAGUAUGGCUGUGCUCUUUCGUGUUUGAUAGAAAACCAGACCGAAGCCCCAAAGCCCACAGGGAGGUCUCUUCAGAGAGCCAGGUUCCCCUCUUGUUUGGAGAGAAGGUAUGGUAACUUCUCCCCGAUUCGCGGAACAACAACGUUGGUUAUUCUUCUUGCAGAUGAGCUGUGAGGGCAGUGCUUACUUAGGAAUCUCUCAGAAAUCUAUGAAUCUAUGCACCAAGGGUGUUUUUAGCCUUGUUCAAAAACAGAGGCCACCAGUAAUAACAUUUUAGAUAAGCUAUAGAGAAAUGCGUCUAAUGUAACAUGUUUAUUUAAGCCAGUAGCUUCCUUAUCUCACAGGCGAGUGAACGAGUCGUUAGCAGAGACGGUCUUGGGCCAGUGUGCAGGCCCAGGCCCAGGCCCAUGGGGGCUCCAGGUUAGGCACUGGGCGGCUGGUCCAUGGAGUUAAGAGUGGAACGCGCUGGACCAAGGGAAAUCAGGUUUCCUUUUCUACUCUGAUGUACUUGAAAAAAAAGAAUUAUUUUUUGCAUAUUUGAAAGAGGCCAGAGCAGGCUAAGCUUCCAAAUUUAACAUUUGCCAGAUAGUUUUAAAAUUUUGGAAAAGGUUACAGUUGGAAGACAGGUUUAAACUUUGCAGUGAAGAUGUUUGGUUUGCUCAACAGGUCCCCGUGCCUCCCUGGUUCUGUCCUGUGGGCCGACACAGGCAAGGCCCAGCAGCCGGCCUCCCGAGUCCUGCGUUUCUGCCACAGGUUCAAGUUCCAACUUACUGUGCCUUUGCACGGAGUGGGCACCACCCACGGGUUUUGGCCGCUUUGCAGAGAAUGGAGGCCAAAAGGCAUUCCCACAACAGUUUUCGUUUUCAGUGUUCUACCUGGCUCUGGCCAGUGGGCCCAGCCUGCCACUGGGCGUCUGGGGGCCACCAGUGUGGUCACCGGGUCAUGAGACUCCCGGGACCCCAGUGCUGAGGGUCAGAGAGAGGGCUGAGGGCGGGGGGAAGAGAGGAGGGUACAGGCCGGCUCCCAAACUCCUUCAGACGAGGUUAGUCCUAUGGCCACAAGCGUGAGCUGGCUGGGGACAGAGAGGGACUGGCUGCCAGUUGGUGGGUGGCCCUCCCCUGACCCCCAGCCACUCACCUGGGCUUCCCUUUGACACCAUCUCUGCCUGGACCUGCAGCCUGGAUCGUGGGGAGUGCGCUGCCUGCCGGGUCGUCCACGAGGGUGACCAGCGGGCCUGAAUGCAUCUCAAGUUGCCAAGGGAAGUGCUUGGCACAGCGCAGACCUCCACUGCAGGCACUCUGCCGCCUCCCAAGCUGGGCCCUGGGCCUGGUCCUCAGUGCCCCGUGAAGGCCCAGCCAGCACCUUCCCUGAGACGUGAGUACAAAUCCCUGAGACCCCACCUGAGCCAGCGGCUCCUCAGCCGGGCCUCCUCCCCAAGCUUCAGCCUGUGGCCCAGCUGCUUCUCCAAAAGAUGCUUCCUGACGCUGAGGAACCUCCUAAAAUUCCUUUGUAUACACUCAACUUAUAUUUAGAGGUUUUGUAUGUUCUGGGCACAGUUACUGCUCCUCUGCUCUGAGCACUUUGGUUUUGUGCCGUCUCUGUGGUGGCAUCGAAGUGUUUUUACCAGUGGUCCAUGAUGACUUUUGUAUUUUUGUAGCUGACACCAACAAAGACUCUUAACACUUUUCUUGUUAGUCUUCUGCAAAAUCCGAGCUCCUUUUGAAACCAAAUGAACUGACCGUGAGCAGCUUCGAGGACGGACACUCACGAGACCUGGUCAAGUGCUGGGAUGCGCCACCCUUUUAAAUUCCUAAACAGUAAAUAUCACCCUGUGACUUUUAUUUAUUUAAGAUACUUUUUUUCCUUGCGAAGAGUGGGAGGUGAUGCCAGGAUUAUAAAUGCAUUUAAGUUAAACUAUGUAAUGUCUUCUGCACAGUACAUAUACAGACAGUAUUUUUAUACCUUAAUGCUUAUUCUUGAUGGCAUCUGUCAGAUAUUAGGAGGGAUCAGAAAUGGGAGUUGUUUAAAAAGUUUAAUUUACCUGAUAACCUCACCAGGGAAUUAACAAAAUCUGAAUGUUUUUAAUGUCUAGAAAACUACAAUUUAAGCUCAAAACGACCUACAGAAAUGUAAACCCUCAUUUGUCAAAGACUCUGGGCAGGCCUGUCCUUCACUGUGGGUGGCACCGCGGGGCUGCAGCCCAGGGUGGCUGGCCUUCCCUCAGGGCAGUUGGGCAUGGCUGCCAGACAGACGGAUGGACAGAAGCCCAGGCCAGCCCGAAGGUUUGCCCCUCAAGCAGGACUGCCAAGCUCACAUGCACAGGCUUCCUCUGGCCCCACGUCCGGCUCUCCGUCCUCUGUCUGUGAGGUUUAAAAAUAAAGCUUCCAACAUCCAA
Molecule: messenger RNA, 3681 nt
Organism: Orcinus orca (killer whale)
Lineage: Eukaryota; Metazoa; Chordata; Mammalia; Artiodactyla; Delphinidae
Gene: YPEL1
Product: yippee like 1
Exons: 7
Coding region: 189-992 (267 amino acids)
Source: RefSeq, a predicted model, not a curated record